This is a messenger RNA of Prosopis cineraria, 1041 nucleotides long. Its product is annotated as putative disease resistance protein RGA1. NCBI's taxonomy places the organism in Eukaryota, Viridiplantae, Streptophyta, Magnoliopsida, Fabales, Fabaceae. Bases 1 to 1041 code for a protein of 346 amino acids. Gene Ontology annotation, molecular function: ADP binding. The transcript has 2 exons. The record is from RefSeq and is a predicted model, not a curated record. Gene Ontology annotation, biological process: defense response to fungus.
AUGGCCGAACAAGUUCCUUAUGGUGUGGUUGUGAGUAUCAUCAACAGGUUAGCUUCAUCAGCCUUCAAAGAAAUUGCAUCGAUUUAUGGGGUCGACGGUGAAAUAGAAAGGCUCAGAGACACUGUGGAAGCCAUCAAAGCUGUGCUUGUUGAUGCAGAGCGAAAACAGCAGAACGACCAGCUCAUCAAGCUAUGGAUAAAGAGGCUCAAACAAGUUCUUCUCAACGCAGAUGACUUGCUUGAUGAUUUACAAGCUGAACAUUUGCUUCGCAAAAGAGAUGGCAAAAGAAAGGUACGUGACUAUUUUUCAUCCUCAAAUCCAAUUGCCUUCCGCCUAAAAAUUGCUCGCAAGAUAAAAAAGAUAAGAGAGCGAUUUAAUGCAGUUGCGGAAGAUGUUUCUAAGUUGAAUUUGCAUUCAAGAGUUUUGGUAAUGAGGCAGAAUGAGAGUAACUGGAGGGAAACUAGUUCUAAGAAUGAAGAGAAUAUCAUUGGUAGGGAUGAAAGCAAGAAGGAGAUCAUUGAUUUACUGCUCAACAUUGAUAGCAAUCAAAGUGUUUCUGUGAUUGCCAUUGUUGGGAUGGGCGGCUUAGGUAAGACAGCUCUUGCCCAGCUGGUGUAUAAUAAUGCUGAAGUGAACAAAUUUUUCAAUAAGCAAAUGUGGGUGUGUGCUUCUGAAGAGUUCCAUGUGAAAGCACUGGUUAAAAAAAUAUUAGAAUCAUCAAUUGGGAGAGAUGUAAAUGACCAACAAUUACAAUUGCUUCAAAAUAAACUUGAAGAGAAUUUAAAUGGCCAAAGAUAUUUGCUAGUCCUCGAUGACGUUUGGAAUGAAGAUCAGGAAAAGUGGUUACAUCUGAAAAAGUAUUUGAUGUGUGGUGUUGAAGGUAGUAAGAUUUUAGUGACUACCCGUAAUCAAAUGGUAGCAAGAUGCAUGGGUGCGGAAAACCCAUAUGUUUUGAAAAGUCUAACAAAUGAUAUGUCUUGGGCUUUGUUAAAAACUUUAACAAUUGGACAAGGAGGAAGAAAUGUGGAGGAGUACCGCUAG